AUGGUCCAGUUCUCCCUCCUCGCAGCCCUGUCUCUGAUCCCAGGCGUGCUUGCCGCGCCUGGAGAGAUCCUUCCGUCUCGCAACGCCCAAAAAGAGACCAGCAAUGAGAUUGUGACCCGUCAGGGUGGUUACUACUUCCAAAACUGGUCUGAGAACGGCAGCAAUAUCAGAUGCAACAACGGCGCGGGGGCUUCUUACACUGCGACUUGGAAUAGCAAGGGAGGCUUCGUUUGUGGAAAGGGAUAUAAUGUCGGAGGGUCGAGGACGAUCAAGUAUAGCGGAACAUACAAUGCCACUGGACCCGGUUACCUCGCUGUCUACGGCUGGACCAGGAACCCCUUGAUUGAAUACUACAUCAUCGAAUCCCAUGCCGACCUCGCGCCCAAUGAGCCAUGGACUUCCAAGGGGAACUUCACUUUUGACGAGGGCACAUACGAGAUAUUCACAAGUACUCGUGUCAACAAGCCUUCGAUCGAGGGCACGAGGACCUUCCAGCAGUACUGGUCUGUCCGCACAGAGAAGCGUGUCGGUGGGACAGUCACCACUGGAAGGCACUUUGACGAGUGGGCAAAGUAUAAUAUGAAGCUGGGAAACCACGACUAUGUUAUCAUGGCAACCGAGGGUUACACGGCCGACGGCGGGCCUGGGAGCAGCGGAUCUUCUAGUAUCACUCUGGGAUAA
Molecule: messenger RNA, 681 nt
Organism: Phialemonium atrogriseum
Lineage: Eukaryota; Fungi; Ascomycota; Sordariomycetes; Cephalothecales; Cephalothecaceae
Product: concanavalin A-like lectin/glucanase domain-containing protein
Exons: 2
Coding region: 1-681 (226 amino acids)
Biological process (GO): xylan catabolic process
Molecular function (GO): hydrolase activity, hydrolyzing O-glycosyl compounds
Source: RefSeq, a predicted model, not a curated record